Eruca vesicaria subsp. sativa (arugula) is the source of this 1642-nucleotide messenger RNA. The record is from the annotation of a GenBank genome assembly. NCBI's taxonomy places the organism in Eukaryota, Viridiplantae, Streptophyta, Magnoliopsida, Brassicales, Brassicaceae.
CUAACUUCGUGUUUCUUAUAGCAAAGUUUCGCUUCUUUUCAUAUAUUGCAAGAAUGUCCGAAACCAAUAUGGAGUUCUGCAAUAGUUACUUUCUGGUCGAUCCGACCAAAGCAAGUGUUUUUGAUCUUCUCCUCCUUUUGUUUUUACCAAAUCUGAUCAGUAAAAGAUUCAUAGACUCUACACCGGAUACGCUUAAAAGCGUCCGGAGAAGUUUCGCGAGUCGAUGGAUCAUAGCGUUGGCCGUUUUGGUUCAAAAAAUAUUAAUAUUAAUCAGAAAACCCAUGGGAUUCAUAGGUAGUUUGCUCACCUAUUGGCCCAAUCUUCUUUCGGAAAAUGGUGGCUUCUUCAAGUUGAUACUUCAUCUUGUGACAGGAAAACUGGUGAAGCCUGAGGAAUCGUCGGCUACAUAUACGUCUUUUAUAGGAUGCUCAGAUCGAAGAAUAGAGCUGGACGAGAAAAUAAAUGUUGGUACGAUCGAAUACAAGUCGAUGUUGUCAAUAAUGGCAUCUAAAAUCGCUUAUGAAAACAAAUCUUUCAUCACUUCCGUUGUCAAGAAUACUUGGAAGAUGGACUUCGUGGGUUUCUAUGACUUUUACAACGCUUACCAAGAAAGAAACCUGACACAAGCCUUCGUAUUCAAGGCGUCGAGCACAAACCCGAAUCUCAUCGUCGUCAGUUUCAGAGGAACCGAACCUUUCGAUGCAGAUGAUUGGUGCACCGAUCUCGACGUCUCUUGGUACGAAAUGAAGAACGUAGGAAAAAUUCAUGCUGGGUUCUCCAGAGCACUAGGCCUACAGAAAAACGGAUGGCCGAAAGAAAAUAUAAGUCUCAUACACCAAUAUGCUUACUAUACUAUCAGACAAAAACUUAGGGACAUGCUUGCCAUAAACAAAAACCUUAAAUUUAUCCUGACGGGUCACAGCCUUGGUGGCGCAAUAGCUGCUCUGUUUCCAGCGAUUCUUGCGGUUCACGGUGAGGAUGAGCUACUUGAUAAGCUAGAGGGGGUCUACACGUUUGGACAGCCACGUAUUGGGGACGAGCAAUUUGGGGAGUAUAUGAAGGAAGUGGUAAGAAAGCAUGGAAUUGAGUAUGAGAGGUUUGUUUACAACAAUGAUAUGGUUCCUAGAGUCCCCUUCGAUGACAAGAUUUUAUUCUCAUACAAGCACUAUGGAUCUUGCAAUUACUUCAACAGUCUCUACAAAGGAAAGGUAAGGAAAGAUGCACCGAAUGCAAACUACAUCAACUUGUUGUGGUUAAUACCGACGAUUUUAAUUGGUGCCUGGGAGUUUAUAAGGAGUUUCAUAAUACAGUUUUGGAAAGGCAAAGAGUACAAAGAGAAUUGGAUGAUGAGAUCUGUUAGGAUUGUGGGAAUAGUACUCCCUGGUAUGUCUAAUCAUUUCCCAUGUGAUUAUGUCAACUCCACGCGGUUGGGAGGCUUGGCUCGCCCAUCUAUUACUAGUCAUGAAGAUAAAAUUGCACUCAUUGCUUAAAAUUUAAACUACACUGAAUAUCUACUAUGUCUGCUCUUGUUGGAUUCGACUCUCAUUGUACUUUUAUGUAUGUUUAUGUUCCGCUUUCUAUCUUUUAUAUGUUGGCAAGAUUCUGAGCUUAUUAAUAAGAAUGUGUUUAAUAAGAUUUAUUU